Messenger RNA from Meloidogyne enterolobii, 495 nucleotides. The record is from the annotation of a GenBank genome assembly. NCBI's taxonomy places the organism in Eukaryota, Metazoa, Nematoda, Chromadorea, Rhabditida, Meloidogynidae.
UUUUUUAACACACUCCAACCCAGUGGCCUACCAAAUUUUAAAAAAUGUACCAUAAAUAAAGGUGUACCAAAAUUUUGGGUAAACUUUGAUAAAACUACGAUCCGACUACAAUGAGAUUUAUAUAUUUUUAACAUUUUGAUUUUUUAAUUUUCAUUAAAAAAUUUCUUUUUACACUUAAAUAAAUAUUUUAGAGAAGCAUUUCCUCUAGAAUAUCCAAACGAGUGGUAUAUGGAUGUUGUAAAUGGUUGUUAUAUAAGCUUUGGUUUAUAUCAUAAUAAUAUUUUAACUUCCCUUUUGGUUGCUGAAAAUACAACAAUUAGAGAUUGUGAUUUGGAGGAUAAAUCCCUGCAUAGUGACCCAACAGUAAAUGUUAUUUAUAUUUUGAGUUUGGCAGUCACACAAAAUUAUAAAAGGAGAGGAUUAGCAACUAUUUUACUUAAACAUUUAAUGAACAUUAUUAAUUCAAGUAAAAAUUAUUUUUAUUAUUCUUUCUAG